UUGGUCACUCUGGAAAGGUAUUUCAAACUGUUUUUUGUUUUCAGGAAAAAUGGAGACUUCUUCCAGCAUUUCUAAAGGUGAAAGGACUUGUGAAACAGCACAUAGACUCAUUCAACUAUUUCAUCAAUGUAGAGAUAAAGAAAAUCAUGAAGGCCAAUGAAAAAGUUACAAGUGAUGCUGACCCAAUGUGGUACUUGAAGUACCUGAAUAUCUAUGUGGGUACUCCAGACGUGGAAGAAAGCUUCAAUGUGACACGACCUGUAUCACCUCAUGAGUGCCGCCUGAGAGACAUGACUUACUCUGCCCCGAUUACAGUGGACAUUGAAUAUACACGAGGUAGCCAGAGGAUCAUACGCAAUGCAUUACCCAUUGGCAGAAUGCCUAUAAUGCUGCGUAGCUCCAAUUGUGUUCUUACUGGGAAAACUCCAGCAGAGUUUGCCAAACUUAAUGAAUGUCCUUUAGAUCCAGGUGGCUAUUUCAUUGUAAAAGGUGUAGAAAAAGUAAUUCUUAUUCAAGAGCAGUUAUCCAAAAACAGAAUCAUUGUGGAAGCUGAUCGAAAAGGCACAGUUGGCGCUUCUGUUACCAGUUCCACCCAUGAGAAGAAGAGCAGAACAAAUAUGGUUGUGAAACAAGGAAGAUUUUACCUGAGGCAUAACACACUAUCAGAAGAUAUUCCCAUUGCUAUCAUAUUUAAGGCCAUGGGUGUUGAGAGUGACCAAGAGAUUGUACAGAUGAUUGGCACAGAGGAACAUGUGAUGGCUGCAUUUGCUCCUAGUCUGGAAGAAUGCCAGAAAGCUCAGAUUUUUACACAGAUGCAGGCAUUGAAGUACAUUGGAAACAAAGUACGAAGGCAAAGGAUGUGGGGAGGCCCAAAGAAAACGAAGAUGGAAGAAGCACGAGAGCUGCUAGCAUCAACUAUUCUGACCCAUGUUCUUGUGAAGGAAUUCAAUUUUCGUGCCAAGUGCAUAUACACAGCAGUGAUGGUGCGCAGAGUAAUUUUGGCUCAAGGAGAAAAUAAAGUAGAUGACAGAGACUACUAUGGAAAUAAACGUUUGGAGUUGGCAGGGCAGCUUCUUUCUCUCCUGUUUGAAGAUUUGUUCAAAAAAUUUAACUCUGAACUGAAAAAGAUUGCUGACCAGGUAAUCCCCAAGCAACGUGCAGCUCAGUUCGAUGUAGUGAAGCAUAUGCGUCAAGACCAAAUCACCAAUGGCAUGGUCAAUGCCAUCUCCACCGGAAAUUGGUCUCUGAAGAGAUUCAAAAUGGACCGCCAAGGUGUGACACAAGUACUGUCCCGCUUGUCUUAUAUAUCUGCCCUGGGAAUGAUGACUAGAAUCUCUUCUCAGUUUGAAAAGACAAGGAAAGUGAGUGGUCCUCGGUCACUACAACCAUCCCAGUGGGGGAUGCUCUGCCCGUCUGACACUCCUGAAGGAGAGGCUUGUGGUUUGGUUAAAAACCUUGCCCUCAUGACUCAUAUUACUACAGAUAUGGAAGAUGGCCCGAUUAUUAAAUUAGCCAGUAAUCUUGGGGUUGAAGAUGUCAACUUGCUCUGUGGUGAAGAACUUUCAUAUCCGAAUGUGUUCCUUGUUUUUCUUAACGGUAACAUCCUCGGUGUCAUACGGGAUCAUCAGAAAUUAGUCCACACGUUUCGGAUAAUGCGUCGAGCGGGUUAUAUCAAUGAAUUUGUUUCCAUCUCUACAAAUCUCUCUGACAGAUGUGUCUACAUUUCCUCUGAUGGAGGGAGAUUGUGCAGACCCUACAUAAUUGUCAAGAAGCAAAAACCUGCAGUUACAAACAAGCAUAUGGAAGAACUGGCUCAGGGAUACAGGAAUUUUGAAGACUUCUUGCACGAAGGCCUCGUUGAAUAUUUGGAUGUGAAUGAAGAAAAUGACUGUAACAUUGCACUGUAUGAACAUACAAUUAAUAAAGAUACAACACAUUUGGAGAUUGAGCCUUUUACACUUCUUGGGGUCUGUGCUGGACUGAUUCCAUAUCCUCACCACAACCAGUCCCCAAGAAACACUUACCAGUGUGCCAUGGGGAAACAAGCAAUGGGUACUAUUGGAUACAAUCAAAGAAACAGGAUAGACACCCUUAUGUAUCUUCUAGCCUACCCACAAAAGCCAAUGGUAAAAACAAAAACAAUCGAACUGAUAGAUUUUGAGAAGCUGCCUGCUGGACAGAAUGCCACGGUCGCUGUGAUGAGCUACAGUGGUUAUGACAUCGAAGAUGCUCUUGUCUUAAACAAGGCCUCUUUGGACAGAGGUUUUGGAAGGUGUCUUGUGUAUAAGAAUGCCAAGUGUACACUGAAACGUUACACAAACCAGACAUUUGAUAAAGUUAUGGGUCCAAUGUUAGAUGCAGCUACCCGGAAACCAAUCUGGCGCCAUGAAAUUUUAGAUGCUGAUGGGAUCUGCUCACCAGGCGAAAAAGUAGAAAAUAAGCAAGUCCUUGUGAACAAAUCCAUGCCAACUGUGACCCAGACACCUCUGGAAGGAAGUAGUGUGCCUCAGCAGCCACAGUACAAAGAUGUGCCAAUAACCUACAAAGGUGCGACUGAUUCUUACAUUGAAAAAGUAAUGAUUUCAUCCAAUGCAGAGGACGCUUUCUUGAUCAAAAUGUUAUUGAGGCAAACUAGACGCCCAGAAAUUGGAGAUAAAUUUAGCAGUCGUCAUGGGCAGAAAGGGGUGUGUGGACUGAUUGUUCCUCAGGAAGACAUGCCGUUUUGCGAUACAGGAAUCUGUCCAGAUAUCAUAAUGAACCCUCAUGGCUUCCCAUCACGUAUGACGGUAGGAAAAUUAAUUGAACUUCUGGCUGGAAAGGCUGGGGUGCUUGAUGGCAGAUUUCACUACGGAACAGCUUUUGGAGGCAGUAAAGUUAAGGACGUGUGUGAAGAUCUUAUUCGCCAUGGUUAUAACUACCUAGGGAAGGACUACGUCACAUCUGGUAUCACUGGGGAGCCUUUGGAAGCAUAUAUCUAUUUUGGCCCUGUGUAUUACCAGAAACUGAAGCACAUGGUGUUGGAUAAAAUGCAUGCAAGAGCUCGAGGACCCAGAGCAGUGCUCACCAGGCAACCCACUGAAGGUCGAUCCCGUGACGGUGGUUUACGUCUUGGAGAGAUGGAACGGGAUUGUUUGAUAGGAUAUGGAGCCAGCAUGCUUUUAUUGGAGAGACUGAUGAUUUCAAGCGAUGCCUUCGAAGUGGAUGUCUGUGGGCAGUGUGGCUUGCUGGGGUACUCUGGCUGGUAA
This is a messenger RNA of Eurypyga helias (sunbittern), 3245 nucleotides long. It is a transcript of the gene POLR3B, whose product is annotated as polymerase (RNA) III (DNA directed) polypeptide B. The transcript is spliced from 26 exons. The record is from RefSeq and is a predicted model, not a curated record. Lineage: Eukaryota; Metazoa; Chordata; Aves; Eurypygiformes; Eurypygidae. Bases 147 to 3245 code for a protein of 1032 amino acids. Gene Ontology annotation, cellular component: RNA polymerase III complex. Gene Ontology annotation, molecular function: ribonucleoside binding; DNA-directed RNA polymerase activity; DNA binding. Gene Ontology annotation, biological process: DNA-templated transcription.